Solea solea (common sole) is the source of this 7505-nucleotide messenger RNA. It is a transcript of the gene klf13, whose product is annotated as Kruppel like factor 13. Lineage: Eukaryota; Metazoa; Chordata; Actinopteri; Pleuronectiformes; Soleidae. Gene Ontology annotation, biological process: regulation of transcription by RNA polymerase II. The coding region runs from base 524 to 1291 and encodes 255 amino acids. The record is from RefSeq and is a predicted model, not a curated record. Gene Ontology annotation, molecular function: RNA polymerase II cis-regulatory region sequence-specific DNA binding; DNA-binding transcription factor activity, RNA polymerase II-specific. The transcript is spliced from 2 exons.
CGGUGCAUUUGAGGACACGCGGCGCCCAAUGAAUGAGCGGCCACUCUGACGAUGCUGCUGCCGCUCGACACGCCCCCAGCAGAGGAUACAACCAGCAGGAACAGGCGCUCAGGAGACGCGCACCCUCACUAUGCUGGAGUGUUUGAAGCCGCGAUGGGAGUUAACACAUGCAAGCGUGUAGAGUUCCUGUUACCAGCGUCGUUGCACGAAUCAAAGACCUUUGGCUUUUGUUGUUUUUGUUUUUCUCUCUCUCUUUAAAGGGGUUUGUCUGCAUUUUUUUUUUGCUCUGAGGCGUUUCUCUCACAGGAUGUUGAUGAUAUUGGAAAGCCGGGUAACAUCUUAAAGUCACUUCUCUCUGAUGAGAACGACCUCCUCCUCUUUACCACCACCACCACCACACAAAGGGAACGCGGAGCAAGUACUUUUUUCCCCCCCACACACGCGCUCUCAUUUAUUUUUAUGUUAUUUAUUAGUGUUAUUUUGAAAUCCGUCUGAACGCAGAGGCUGCUGUUUGAAAGACAAAAUGGAUCACUUUGCAGCAGAGUGCCUUGUUUCAAUGUCCAGCCGCGCGGUUGUCCACGCUCCUAAAGGGAAUAGAGAGAUUAAACCAGAAACCCCGUCCUCCUCCAGGAACGGAGAGGAGAUGAAGGAGCCUCUGGUGAAAGAUAACUCCUCACUGUUUGUGGUGGCGCGGAUUCUGGCGGAUUUUAACCAGCAGACUCCCAACAUUGUUGCCGAGCAGGCAAAAAUAAAGGAUGAGAACAUGCCGAACCUCAUGGAUGAUGAUGACGAUGAUGAUGGAAACUCUGCCACACCUACCACCAUCUCCGAUCCUGCGCUCAAACAAAGAGGCAAAAGAUCGAGAGGUCGAACAGAGCAAGAAUCACCUCAGAAAAAGCACAAAUGCCACUAUUCAGGUUGUGAAAAAGUUUAUGGCAAAUCAUCCCACCUCAAAGCUCAUCUAAGGACACACACAGGAGAACGGCCUUUCCCAUGUACCUGGCCAGACUGCAGUAAGAAAUUUGCUCGCUCGGACGAGCUGGCCCGCCAUUACCGCACCCACACGGGGGAGAAGAAGUUCGGCUGUCCGCUUUGUGACAAACGCUUCAUGCGCAGCGACCACCUGAUGAAGCACGCCAGGCGCCACUCCGAUUUCCAGCCUGGCAUGCUGAAACGGCCUCAUGGCGGCAGCAGUGGCACCACACGUCCCAGCUCCCUCAGCGACUACAGCCGCUCAGAUGCCUCCAGCCCCACCCUCAGCCCCACCCUCAGCCCAGCCAACUCGCCUUAAACUGAAAACCAGUCGCACUUUCAGCCUCUGACCUGUGAGGCCUGCGUUUUCAUCCUAACACUUGUGUUGCACAGUUGUCAGCAAACCCCCUUUGCUAUUCCUGCGCUUGCUGUGGUGUACCAUACUGUACAUAACUGCUUAUUGUAGUGCAAUUACUCGUGUGAUUCUAAAAGAAGGUAAUGCCUUUCCCAGAUGGCAAUAUUUACAGUCUGUACCAUAUGUCUGUAUUUUUAGCGUCAAAUGAUGGCUAGUUGUCCAAUGUACAUCCGCAGUCAGCUCAACAAGGUUCGGGAGAAAAAAGAAAACCGACGUCCUGACAGGUCUUAUCAUGUUUUUGUUGUUUUUUUUUGUUUUUUUUUUCUUUGUUUUUUGAACAGGUGAGGAGAAGGGGUACACACACAUACACCUCAGGAUCGAAGACAGUUGCUAUUCUGUAGUACCACAGUACUUCACAGUACUCACAUUGACUGCACAAUAUACUCAUCACUUUACUCUGAAAUUCAACAGUGGUUGAAUUUUACGCCCUGCUCAGGGAUGGCCUUGUUAGCUUGAAAGAAUGAACACAGUAAAGAGAAACAUACAGUACAUCUACAGCAGCCUUACACUCAACACAAUUUGCACUCUUUUUUUUUUUUUUUUCCCUUCCUGUCGGUUUUCACAUUCAAGGAAAUGUACACAACGUUUAUGUUCUGGUCUCCCUCGUGUUCUUGGGGAUUCAUAUGUAAUGUAAAUGCUGUGUCAUCAAACCCCCACAUCUGUUACUCCUCGUCAGUGUUCAUGGUCAGGUGCCAUUGCACUGGGUUUAAUAUAAGUUUUAUUUCAACAGCGUUGUGCAGUACAUACUGUGCAAAUCUGCACUGUGGUAGAAUCAAGAACCGUUUUUUUUUAUUAUUAUUAUUAUUGAUAUACUUCAGUAUAUCAAUAAAAGCUUUAGUUAAGUUUCAAAGCAGCUGUUAAUUCACCUUUUCCUGUAUAAAAGUGCUUUGUCAUCAGCCAGUAUUUUACACAAAAUGGACACAGAGGGACUGAAACAAUAUUUGUCCCUCUCUUAAGCACAUAGGAAAAAGAACCAAAGACAAGAGUGAAAGAAAGCUUUCUACUCAGUCUUGUAAGCCGCCCUUCAUCGAGGCCUGGGGCUUGUGGUUGGCAGUAUCACAGGUAGAACCAGACAGCCAGCUCACACCCCUCCUCCUGGCUUUGACUUUUGUGGCCUCUCUGGAGGAAACAGCUGCAUCCCACAAGAAGCCAUUCACAGCAUGCAAGGAGUCGAGCUAACGCGGGCAUUUUCAGGGGGUCGUCCCUCACCCACCUGGCUCUACCUGUCCCCUAUCAGAGAGGAGAGGAGCUCCAAGUCUGCGGAGGUGGGGCAUAGGGUUGCCUCACCUCAGAGGUCAAAUGUAGGCCAGUGUCAGGCAGAGUCAGGCUGGGCUGCAACGUGGUGGAGCACAGACCGAACAAAGCAGAUAUCUGCAAUAGACAGACAAGAGAGGGCAAGUCCUGAUAAAUGAGGAGAGGUUUAUCAUGAGCUGAAAAGCAUAGGGGAGGAGACACCCAGUUGCAGACCUCCCCAUAUCCUCCUCCUCCCCCUCCUCCUCCUCCCUCCCUCCAACUGUAGGAACUGUGAGAAUUGCUGAGUUUAUGAAAAACAGGACUACCUAGAUUUCCACCUCCAUCCUAAGCACAGGUAGUAAACCCUCUCAGUCCUUCCUAAGAGUCCGAUAUCACCAUGUUAAAAAUGCAUACCAGUGAACCUGAGUUCUCCAACAGCUGCUUUCAAACUUCUCUCUCGCAAACAAGGGGGCUUUUAAACUGUUGUAAAAACAUCUGUACCAAAAUGAACAUAUCAGCAAAAAGUGCAGCGCUCGUCAGCCUCACGCUGUCCUGCCUAUGAAGCUCACACGUCCCCGUGAGAAAGCUGACUUGUGUUUUCUACACAGACAUGCCUCAAUAAGUCAGGCACAGCAAACCUUCCAUGGAAACAGUCACUGCUAUCAAAACUGCUGCAGCCCCGCCAGUCUGUGUUAUGCCUACAUGUUCUCUUACCGCCUCAACUUUAUGGCUGGAAACGGCUCCCUGCAUGCGUAGUGCCAUCCUGUCAGACCCCCCCGCAGGCUGUAAAGUCAGCACGCGAGCGUCGUUUCACCGACACGUCGUCCAACUCUCACCCAGCAAAUCCACUAUAUGCAUGCUAACAACUCUGCCCUGAAAGCCCGGAGUGAUUUCUGAGGCGGCGUGGCAGGUGUACAUUUAUGAAUGGCAGGCCUUGUCCCUUGGUCUUCAAGGCGGCCGUCUCGCUUUUAACGCUUGCGGAGAAUCAGCUCUGCCACAUCCCCCGAGAAAGAAAAACACCCCUUAUGUAGAUUGAGUUUCCUCAAAACACCACGUUGUUACAAAAUAAACCCCCUUUUUUAAAGAUGUUAAGUAAAGUUGACAGUUUGAAUGCCACAGAUCAGCAGCUCUUUUACUUUCACCAUUAAAAGAAAACAAACACACAACAAAACUUGGAUAAUUGCUGUUGAGCAGCUUUUUGUGGUAACUAUCCAUAUUUUGUUUUUAUAUACAUAUAUAUAUAGCUAUAUAUAAAGUACAUUUCUGACUUGAUUUGUAGUGUAACUCUAUCUUGCAAAACAAAAACCGAAUGGCUCACCCUCAGCAGGUUUCAUGACUAACUUUUUAAAUCCAUUCUCUGCACAUUUACCUCAGGGUCGACAUCCGUGGAGCAGAAAUGGGACCGUUUAUAGAUUCUGUUGAAACAUGAGUUGCUGCACACAAAAUGUCCGCCAGUCUCCCGUGGUGUUCCUGCGUGCUUAGUGCUCACUGCUGGUCAGUGUCCGACCACACUGGAAACACAGGAACGCCUCUGUAUGGGCCUCUGUAUCUCCUGCCUAUUCUGUCUGCGUCGCAUCCAACAGCCCUGCUACAUAUGCCUUAGUAAGCACUGGGCACUCUGGACGCUGUUUUCAGUGAGACGAAACGCCCCUUUAAAAACUCAGACCUUCAGCGUCGUGGACUUACAUGACAGUAGGCAACAGGAAGCCCGUACCGUCUGACCGUAGACUGAGUGUGACAGUGUAGACGUCCAAGUCUAUCCAUCCAUUCAGACUGCACCGACGACAUUCAGGAGUGUCUCAUAACUUUCAUCCUCACUGUACCAAAUCUACUUGAAUAACUCAACACAAUAGGCCAUUGAACACAAUUUUGUAUUUGUCCAUAUUUUUUUUUUUUUUACUGUACUUGCUUUUGUUAUCAAAUAAUUAACCUCUUUGGGGAAAUAUAUAUAGUUUGUUCUUGUGUUAAAUAUUUCUCUCUUGAUUUACCAUUGUCUUCAGGUCAUUUCAGCGUGUUUUUUUCUUUUCAUUUUUAUCACAGCAUUAAGGUGGACUGUUCUUUAUCCCGUGCUGUUAAAAGGCACCGGUUUUGCUUAAAUACAGUAACAACAUUUUCACCCCUUUAACCAGAAAACACUUUAAUGCUCUUUUGAUGUCAGGAUGCUGGUUCUUCUCGUAAACCUGCCAUCCACAGUGUCAGAAACUUAAAGGAGUGUGUGGCGAUCGUGAUAAGAAAAGGGAACUUCCUGACCUCUAUGUACAUUUGAUUUCCUUUUUUAUUUUCUUUUUACGUUAUUUUUCAAGGAUUUCCACAAGGAUAGAGACCACAGCAUUGUGAGUUAGCAAUGUAGUCAUGAUGAUUUUAGGUAUUUCUGUUUUUGCUUCAGAAAAUGUUGUUGUUUGUUUUUUUAAACCAUACCUCUCGAAAAUAUUCGACUUGUGUUGUACCUUCAUAUCUUUUUUUUUAAGCAUCCAUCAUGUAGCUUACAUUGGCUUAAUGACUAGCACAAAUAACUGGUGGUUUCUAUUUGUCCCUACUUGAAUGAAGAAGGAAAGACUUUUUCUGUAAACAAACAAACAAAAGUAACAACAACAGGAAUACAAAAACACUGGGUUGCAUUUUUAUAAACUCACCCCAUGUUGUCAGGGUCCUGCACAUCUUUUAAAAUUCUGGGAAAAAAAAAAAGAAUAAUCAUAUAUUUUUUAUUUUAUGUUCCAAAACUAUUUAAACCAUAUUUCCCUACUGAGCUCCACAUUUCUGUUUCAGUUCAAAUAGUUACUGUGUUCGGAAUGAUGUCGAAAUCUGAAUGGGUUUGAUCCUAUUUCAGCAUUUUUCAAACAACUUACUGAUUGUACUGUUUCAGCAUCUGUCGAGAGAGAACAAAGGACGAAGGAAAAGUGGAAAAACAACAUGAUACACGUGUACCAGUCCAUCUUUUCUCCUCAAAUUGUAAAAAAAAAAAAGAAAAUAAAAAACAAGGAAUAAAAAAAUAAUAAUACAGUAGAGAGAACUGAUUGUUGCCUAGUAUGUAAAGAACUAACAUUUAUAUUAUUUAAGAGGUUCAUAUUAAUGACAUGAAUAUAUCAGUGAUGAGACUCAUCUCAGCUCAAAUCUUUGUGACUGAUCACAAUGUAAAAGCAUGAUUGCUGCAAUUGUGUGCCAAAACCAUAAUGGUAGCUUCAUAAAGAUGAUACAAAUGUUUAGGAUAACAAAAAAAAACAAAUCUAGCUAUUAUCAGACAUUUAAUAAACUUGUACAGUUUUAUACAGUGUGACAUGUAUUUUUUUUCUUAUGUUGUGUACAGAAUUGAUUGAAGCGACUCUGCAUAUUUCAUGUGCAGCGGCUCUAAGUUAAAUAGUUCUUUCUGACUGUGUUGAUUUGUUUUUAUUUGGUUGUUGUUAUUUAAUUUCCCUUCUGUUUCUUUGCUGUACACUACUCAAGCGAUGUAAAAAAACAAAAAACAAACAAAAAAAGCUUAUUACUGGUAUUUUUUCUUUUUUUCUUUUUGGACAUUAACGACUUUAAUGAUAACGAACGCCCAACCAUUCCAAAGGAUUGAACAAUUGCAUUUGUUAUACAUGUGCUGCUUACAUCAAACUGAUGCUUCUUUGUAGGUAAUGAAUAGAAGUUUGUCUCGACUGUGAGGUUUUACACGUUGUGAGUUGUGCACAAGGUACGUCUCUCAUUGUCGACAUUUCCCAGGUUUAAUCUCUCCUUUCUUCUCCGCGGGCUCUUUGUGCAGGCUAAGCCAAGUCAAACCAACACCACACAUGCAAUAUUUUUUAAAGAAUUACGGACGUACAGAGCGUGUCCUCCCUCAUGACAAAGGCCCGAAGGUGGGAAUAAUGUUUAAAAGCAGCCAUUUAAGCGCUGGAUGGUUGAGCCCCGAGCCCCUGAGUACUCCCAGCUCACCAGCGGCUCCACACUCACGAGUUGUUACCAAAGGCUUUGAAGGGAAAAUGAAUGUUGCGGUAAUGUUGAGCCAAAUCCGGUUUGAAAGCCUGGCUUCAACUUUACAUGCUGUAAGUGUUGAUCGGUGGAUGUUGUGCUUGGUAUGGACCUUUUUUCUACAAGAAAAAAAAAAAUCGCUUGAAUGAACAAACCCAUUUAAUUAAUACAGGAGCAGAAGGAAACGAGUAAAGGACGAGAAACUAAAGAGACUGAGUGAUAUUCGUCAGUGCCCUUAAACUGACCUCGUGCUCUCGCUCAACUGCCACAAGUGACACUGUGCUGAGUUGGCUCUUGAAAAGAAUCCCAACAAAAGUCUUUUUACUCAAGUGAUUUUACCCCUGAAAGGAUGUUUUUUUUCUGCUGUUUCACAUUAUGUAGCACACAGUGCUGUCAGUGACCUCUCUCUGAUUACAAAGGGCCUUUUGGUUCCGUUUCCUGUGCUGUUUGUCUUCAGUGUACCUCCCUACAGUGUACCGUUGCUCUCUCGACACCUCCGUGUGUUUCUCCUCUGCCCAUCACCAUCAGUUGCCUGUUGUAGUGACUCCAUGGUGCUGCUCUCCCUCUCAGCGCCAGUAAAAUCUAAUCUGUAAAUAUCUCUUGACUCAGCUAUGGCCAGUACAUUCUUCUAUGACCUCACUCUAACCUUCAGGUGUCAUUUUGUUUUUCUCUCACAGCAAACCAAAAUCACUGCAUUCAAGUAUUACAGUUGUACAGUUGCUUGGAUUCCACACAACUUUUCAUGUGCUGGUCUAUAGCUGCUUUGCUGUUCUUUUUUAUGGCAUUACUUUUUUUACAUGUUAGAAAAUAUAUUGUGACCAUGUCCUAUGCAAAUAUGAAAAAUAACAGAUGGUUGAAUAAUGUAUGUUGUCAUAACUUGUAUGCAUGAAAUAGUGAAGUUUACAUUUGGAAAUAAAUUCAUAAAAUAAGCAGCAAA